This is a messenger RNA of Leptopilina heterotoma, 2285 nucleotides long. It is a transcript of the gene alpha-PheRS, whose product is annotated as phenylalanine--tRNA ligase alpha subunit. The coding region runs from base 150 to 2222 and encodes 690 amino acids. Gene Ontology annotation, cellular component: cytosol; phenylalanine-tRNA ligase complex; cytoplasm. The transcript is spliced from 8 exons. Gene Ontology annotation, biological process: phenylalanyl-tRNA aminoacylation. Gene Ontology annotation, molecular function: phenylalanine-tRNA ligase activity; tRNA binding; ATP binding. Lineage: Eukaryota; Metazoa; Arthropoda; Insecta; Hymenoptera; Figitidae. The record is from RefSeq and is a predicted model, not a curated record.
CACAUGUUCAGCCCUGGUGUAGUGCCAACUUCACAAACAUUACGCCGACAUAAGUUGACAACGUUGGCGAAAUAAAAAAAUACAAAAAUAGUGUAAAUUGCAUCAUUUUUGCAGAAAAAUAUAAAUAAUAGCAAAUUCGUUAGCUCAUAAUGACGAACGAACUGUCAGAAAAGAUUUUAGAACAUUUAUCAAAAUGUGAUAAAGUGAAUUCUCUCGAUUUGGCGAAUAUUUUUCAAGAGGAUCAUCAAAAGGUGAUUGGUGCUAUCAAAAGUAUUCAAACGAUAGGAAACAUAAUAAAUGUUGAGCAAAUAAGUACGAAAAAAUGGGAACUUACCGAGGAAGGUCAUCACGUUUUAAAAUUCGGAAGUCAUGAGGCUGCGGUGUAUAAUGCAAUUUCCGAAGAUGGUACACCUCAACCUGAGAUUAUGAAAAUUGUCCCCUACGCAAAAGUCGGAAUUUCUAAAGCUCUCGCGGCUGGAUGGAUUGAAAUAGAUAAAAAUAAUAAGUCAUUGAUUAAAAAGAAAGUGUCGUCUAUUAACGAUGUUGCACAGAGUCACUUGAUGAAUCUCACUGACGUACCAGAUAAUGUUAAACAAGAUUACAAGAAAAGGAAACUUCUCCAACAAACAGUGAUAAAAAGUGUAAUAUUGACUAAAGGCGAGUCCUUUAUGACGAAAAUUGUAAAACAAGAAGCUGAUGUAACUGCUGAUUUAUUGCUCAACGAUGCUUGGAAGGAAAAGAGCUUUAAGCCCUACAAUUUUGAUGCUUUGGGUUCAGCUUUAGAUAUCGGUCAUCUUCAUCCAUUGUUAAAAGUGCGCAGUGAAUUUAGAAAAAUAUUUCUCGAAAUGGGAUUUACGGAGAUGCCAACGAACAAUUAUGUCGAAAGUUCUUUCUGGAAUUUCGACGCUCUAUUUCAACCACAACAACAUCCGGCCAGAGACGCUCAUGACACUUUCUUUAUAUCCGAUCCGAAAUUGAGUACAAACUUUCCGGAGGAUUAUCUGCAGAAAGUGAAGAAAGUUCACAGUGUUGGUGGCUAUGGAUCGCAGGGCUACAGAUACGAUUGGAAAAUAGAGGAGGCGCAAAAAAAUCUUCUUCGAACUCACACGACAGCCGUUAGUGCACGAAUGUUACAUAAAUUAAUGUCAAACGGUGAAUUUAAACCCGUCAAAUAUUUUAGUAUUGAUCGUGUUUUUCGUAAUGAAACAUUAGACGCGACUCAUUUGGCGGAAUUUCAUCAAAUCGAGGGUGUCGUCGCUGAUUACAAUCUUUCGUUGGGCGAUUUAAUUGGCGUUAUUUACGAAUUCUUCCGAAAACUCGGUAUCACUCAACUUGAAUUCAAACCGGCUUAUAAUCCAUACACGGAGCCAAGUAUGGAAAUAUUCUGUUAUCACAAUGGUCUUGGAAAAUGGAUUGAAAUUGGAAACAGUGGAAUGUUUAGGCCUGAAAUGUUACUUCCAAUGGGAGUUCCAGAAAAUGUCAACGUCAUUGCCUGGGGAUUAUCACUGGAGAGGCCCACAAUGAUCAAAUACGGUCUAAAUAACAUUAGAGAUUUAGUGGGACCAAAAGUCGAUCUGCAAAUGGUUCACGACAAUCCUUUCUGCCGAUUGGAAAAAAACACUUCCCGAUCGGUGCGAAAGAAUGAAAAAGAAAGCGAGGAAUUAUUCACGUGUUCCACUCAGGAAAAAAUUCAGGACAAUUGGAAAAAAAUGGUUAUUUUCUGCGAUCCAAAAUAUCCACCGUAUUCUUUAGAAACAAUAUUAUCGAUUUUAAAGAAAAUAUUUAAAAUUUCUGUAAAUGUACAUUUACAUUCGUCGGUAGAGAAAAUUGCUCCUUCACUUGUGAAAUUUUGUUCGGAAUUUAUUGACAAAAAAGAAAAUGAUCUCACGAUUAUUGUUAUUUGGCGAAAUGUGGGUGUUAAUCCGCGAAUGAAUAUCACUGGUUCGCAUCAGGAAAUUGUGGGUGAAAUUAAUAUUGCAAGAUUUUUUAAUCGUUUAAUCGAGAGGAGAAAACCAAAUUUAUUAAGGUACGAAAGUAAGGGUGUUAAUUACGCGAAUAAAAUUGACAAUAUUCUGGAUAGAAUUCAUGAAAUUUCAUUUAAUUCUAAUAGUCGAAAUAAAUUUAAUAGUUUACGUAAUUUUCAAGUUGGACCUUAUUUCUCAGGCAAUGAAAUUUCAAUAGCCGAUAUCGUUUUUCAAUCAGUUUGUCGACAAGGUUUGUAAUUAGAAACAAUUAUUAAAGACUGAUAUUUUAAAAAUAAAUUUUAUAAAAUUGACAAAACAAAA